Caenorhabditis sp. 36 PRJEB53466 is the source of this 269-nucleotide messenger RNA. NCBI's taxonomy places the organism in Eukaryota, Metazoa, Nematoda, Chromadorea, Rhabditida, Rhabditidae. The record is from the annotation of a GenBank genome assembly.
AUGCGCUUCUUCGUCGUCUUCUUCUCCAUGCUCGUCGCCGCUUCGGCCUUCUUGUUCCCAUCUUCCGGAGGAGGUGGCUGCGGAUGGUAAGCCCCUUUUUCGAAGCCUUCCAGUCCCUCAUCCAACUCUUUUUCAGUGCCCCACCACCACCACCACCAUCCUGCGGAUGCGGAGGAGGAGCUCCACCACCACCACCACCGGCCUACGCCGCCCCAGCUCCAGUCUACGCUGCCCCAGUCGGAGGAGGCUACGCCGUCGGAGGAAAGUAA